AUGGCGACCCCAGCAUCGUGGCGACAGUUCCAGCUCUUUGACUUCACCCCGAUACGUGACCCGAACAGCUCCGCCGACGAGCCGGCGCUAUGGAGUGAUGCGUCAGUGUCUGCAAUCACUGCCACGUCAGAGUAUUUGAUUGUCGCUGACCACAAUGCAUACCUCAAAGUGGCGUCCACCACCGACUUUACCCUCCAAGCGCAGUUUAUUGCCUAUGACCUCACCUACCGAAUCACCUAUGUCUAUCCCGUACCCAAUCUGACGAUGGUGGUCACCUUGGCCGAGUACCAGGGGCAGCCAGCAGUGAUUAAGCUUUGGGAUUUGACCAAGAUCGUCGGCGACAAGGGCGAGCAGGAUCUCCGCUACCAGUACCACUCACAGGUGAGUGUCACCAACGGCAGCAACUCGUACCCCGUGGUGUCGUUUGACUUUACUCCCGAUCUCGCUUGCUUUGCUGUCGGCUAUGCUAACGGCAAAGUGGUGUUGGUUCGAGGAGAUAUAUUGCGCGACCGAGGCAGCAAACAGCGUGUGGUGUAUGAAUCAAACAAUCCGAUCACCAGUGUUCACUUCCACCACGAUUGGGAGUCACAGAUCCUUUUUGUCACUACGACUCUGCAAGUUGUCACUGUCUUUACCGCCGGACGGAAUCACGCCAAACCGCAAAAGGUGUUGCUGGGUCUGGGCGUUGACGUCCACUGCAGCGAUAUCACACCAGAACUGAAUCAAUUGGUCACAGGAACUCCAACCCACAUCAACUUUUACGAUCCACAAGCUAAAAUCAAGGCGAUCAAAUACGAGAUUGCCAAAUCACGGGUAGUGAGUGUUGGCGAGAAUUACUUACUUGUGGCCACCACGGAGGAGACGGGGGACCGCCACAAACAGCUUGUGUCACGGGUGAUCAUUUUGGACUUGAAGCAUAAUCAUGUGGCAUUUAAUCUCUUGAUUCCGCGAGCGAUGAUCCGGGACGUAUUUGUAACCGGUCUCAUCGUAUACUUGCUGUGCAACGAUGGCGUGUUAUACAAAAUCGAGGAGAAACCCAUCAACCAGAAGGUUGAGUUGAUCAUGCAACGCCAAUUGUUUCAAGUUGCGUACUCGUUGGCAGAAGACGCAAAUCUUGGAGAGGCAUUUUUGUUGAAGAUUCAAAGGCUCCAUGUCCAGUUUCUUUACGAUGAGCAAAAGUACACCGAAGCAAUCCAAGUGGCGAUAAGCACUUUGGACUUAUUUGUAAAGCCAACCACUAUUGAGGAUGAAUUUGAUGAUUUCGUCAUGUCCAUCAUCAUCAAGUAUAAUGAAACGGGUAACAUUGCUAGUCUCACUGAAUUUCUUCUGGCGUUGUGGAAAAAGGGACUUGCCACUAAUGAUCACGUUACGUUAUUGCUUUGUUGCUACUGCAAAUUGAAACAAUUGGAUGAGCUUAAUGAGUUCAUUACCACCAUCAACAUUGAUGAUCCUAAACUUCAGCUGUUGGACUUCCCUUUGCUUAUCAAUCUUUUCAAGGAGUGUGGCUACUACGAGCUGGCGAUCAAAUUACUUCAAAAGCUUAACCAACCCAAUUUAAUCGUCGAGAUUCAACUCAAGGAUCUUCAUCAACCUAAAGCGGCAUUGCGUUUGAUCAAACAGCUUCCAGUGGAUGAUUUGCUUUUAAUCAUGAUUGACUACAGCAAGACAUUAUUGGACUACCAUCCUAUCGAAACUACCCAAUUGCUUAUCGAGGUAUUUACGGGUCAAUACUCUCCCGAUACUGAAGUUGAAGACCAUGCGGUGCUGGCAGCGCUGGCUCCGGAGGAGACCAAGAAUGAAGGUGUAGUACUCACCAGUUACCAAGCGUUUGUCACUUAUUUGCUGGGUCGAAGCGAACCUGAUGAAGAACCAACUGAGGUGUCUAAAGCUCCCACCUAUCUCCCUCCUCGGCCCCAUCUCAUUUUCCCUUCCUUCCUCAAUCAUCCCCAUGAAUUCGUCAUUUUCCUCGAAGCGUGUCUUUCCAGUUAUGAUAAGUACCAAGGUAAUGUUAGUGACAAGAAGGAGAUUCUCACCACGCUAUUGGAGAUGUACUUGAAACUUGCUCAUGGUGAGAAUGGCGACGAAUGGAAGAACAAACCCACUGAGCUUGUUAAGGCUCACGGUGGCUUCUUUGAUGACCUGCAACUUUUACUUAUCAGUCACAUAUACGACUUUGACUAUGGCGAGAUUGCUGCUAAGGAACAACUGGGAUACCAGCUGAGUCUUUUUGCUCUGUACCAAGCCAAUGGAGAUGUCGCCAAGUGUAUGAAAAUUGUUAGGGAAGUCGGGUCAACUAAGCCUGAGUUCUACCCGCUUAUGCUCAAGAUGCUUGUCCUGCUGAAGGCAGCGUUUGACCAAGCGAAACCAGCUGAUUUCCGGUGGAUAUUGGAUGAAAUCAAGAAGCAUAAGCUCAUGACUCCGCUCGAGAUCCUUCAGACACUUACUCUGGGAGGUCAAGAAUAUGUCACGUUAGGGUUGGUUAAGGACUACAUGAUUGACUACAUUGAACAACAACAGCGUGAAAUCACCAACAACACCAAGCUCAUCGAGCACUACGAACAAGAACUGUCAGCAAACUCCUUAAAGCUUACCGAGCUUACCUCGAAACCGUUUGUCCUUCAAAACACCAAGUGCAGCGAGUGCGAUAUGCGGCUUGACUUUCCUGUGGUCCACUUCAAGUGCAAGCAUCUGUACCACCACAAGUGUCUCUCCAAUAAUCUCGUCGCCACCACACAGAUCGCCAAUGGCAGCGCGCGGCUGUCGUCAGCAUUACACUGUCCCAAAUGCUUCGGUCACGUUGAUGACGAUCGUGACUUCACGCUGACGGACGAAGUGGAGAUGUUUGAUCUGCUUUUAGCCAACAGCAACGAUAAGUUUAAGGUGAUCACUGAGUACUUGGGGAAAGGGGUGAUGGAGUCGUCGCUGAUGUGGAUCGAAAGCCAAGGUGUUUAA
Messenger RNA from Diutina rugosa, 2952 nucleotides. It is a transcript of the gene VPS11, whose product is annotated as tethering complex subunit. The transcript has a single exon. Gene Ontology annotation, biological process: endosome organization; intracellular protein transport; vesicle-mediated transport. The record is from RefSeq and is a predicted model, not a curated record. NCBI's taxonomy places the organism in Eukaryota, Fungi, Ascomycota, Pichiomycetes, Serinales, Debaryomycetaceae. The coding region runs from base 1 to 2952 and encodes 983 amino acids. Gene Ontology annotation, molecular function: protein-macromolecule adaptor activity; protein binding. Gene Ontology annotation, cellular component: endosome; HOPS complex.